Messenger RNA from Dibothriocephalus latus, 222 nucleotides. The record is from the annotation of a GenBank genome assembly. NCBI's taxonomy places the organism in Eukaryota, Metazoa, Platyhelminthes, Cestoda, Diphyllobothriidea, Diphyllobothriidae.
AUGAUGCCAACUCUUCUCCGUUUUGCAACCCUGACGGUUGUCUUGGAGAUCUCUGUUGAUGAUCGUCGCGGGCUCUUAUAUUUUCGCCAACUUGUCGGUGGACUCUACAGUCUCAUGGGUCGCAUCUCAGUGAUGCUGCCGUUACUUCUACGAUCCCCUCCCCGUUCCGAUUUCGAUGUCCCUGUUGAGCUCCUCUUGCCUCACUCCCGUGAUGCUAUAUGA